Molecule: messenger RNA, 714 nt
Organism: Cygnus atratus (black swan)
Lineage: Eukaryota; Metazoa; Chordata; Aves; Anseriformes; Anatidae
Gene: ZC2HC1B
Product: zinc finger C2HC-type containing 1B
Exons: 8
Coding region: 1-693 (230 amino acids)
Source: RefSeq, a predicted model, not a curated record
AUGAGUAUGAUAGACUUGAUGAGUCAGAUACCAGCAAAGGAAAUAAAUGGAACAACUGCUGGAAGCCAAGAUUUGGUUCCUUGUAGAAUCUGUGGAAGACAUUUUGCACAAGAUGUUCUGCUGAGACAUGAGCCAAUAUGCAAGAAAGUCUUCAACAAGAAGCGCAAGCCCUUCAAUUCUUUUAAACAGAGACUGCAGGGAACAGAAAUCGGUACUGUGAAGAAGCAGCCCCCACAAAAGAAUCAGCAGGUGAAGAAAUCUAACUGGAGACAGCAGCAUGAGGAUUUUAUUAACGCUAUUCAAUCGGCCAAAGAAGUCACAAAAGCUAUGCAAGAAGGCCGUCCUCUUCCGCCUCCUCCCCCACCAAGUAUCAAUCCAGACUACAUUCAGUGUCCAUACUGCUCAAGAAGAUUUAAUGAGGCUGCAGCACAAAGGCACAUCAAGUUUUGUGAAGAACAAGCUGCUCGCCAUGCCUUUGCUGCAAAGACCACCAGACAGGCUGUGGGCAAGCAACCAGUGACUCAGAGAAAAAAAACAACCUUAACAACUGCAGCAUUAUCAUUUCAGAAGAGAGUACAAGAAGCUGCCAAUACAGAUAAACCUAGUCCAGAGACCCCUCAUGGAACACUACAAAAAAACAGAAAACCUUUGGGUGUAUCUCCUGGAAAAGAAUCUUCAAGAGAGUUCAGGUAAGGAUAUAUUUUUUUUUUUUCC